Molecule: messenger RNA, 1556 nt
Organism: Hevea brasiliensis (rubber tree)
Lineage: Eukaryota; Viridiplantae; Streptophyta; Magnoliopsida; Malpighiales; Euphorbiaceae
Product: transcription factor MYB77-like
Exons: 2
Coding region: 224-1243 (339 amino acids)
Biological process (GO): regulation of DNA-templated transcription
Cellular component (GO): nucleus
Molecular function (GO): RNA polymerase II cis-regulatory region sequence-specific DNA binding; DNA-binding transcription factor activity, RNA polymerase II-specific
Source: RefSeq, a predicted model, not a curated record
CACAGUAUAAGGUGGUGGCUAAAGGAUAAAUGUGUCGUGUAAAACCAACAAAAGUGACUUGCCAUCCACAGCUAAACCAACCCCACUUUCUUAUUCUCUCUGUUGGUUUCUCCUUUCUUGCGCUCCUAUAUAUCUUCUUCUGGACUUCUUUCUGGUGUAUUUUGAUGAUCAAGAAUUCAAAGCUGCUAACGGGUGCCAGCAGCAGUUUUGUUGGCCUCCGAUAAUGGAUGAACCUGGGGCUUCCAAUUCUUGUGAUGAUGCUAAAAUAAGUACAAGUUGUCCUAGAGGUCACUGGAGACCUGCUGAAGAUGAGAAACUCAGGCAAAUUGUUGAACAAUACGGCGCACAAAACUGGAAUUCUAUUGCUGAGAAGCUCCAAGGAAGAUCAGGAAAGAGUUGCAGAUUGAGGUGGUUUAAUCAACUCGACCCUAGAAUCAACAGGAGACCAUUCACAGAAGAAGAAGAGGAGAGACUACUGGCAGCUCAUCGUAUUCAGGGAAACAAAUGGGCUCUAAUAGCCAGACUAUUUCCAGGUCGAACUGAUAAUGCUGUGAAGAACCACUGGCAUGUAAUAAUGGCAAGAAAACAAAGGGAACAAUUCAAGCUAAGUGGAAAGAGAAGUUAUCAUGAAGGCCUAAGUGACUCCAACGCCGCCUCUAAUGAUCUUCAUCCAAGAAAAUCAAGGUCUCAAGACCUGUUUAGCUCAAGCAUUGGAUUUGAAAAUAGUACUAGAGUCUUGGAAUUUCGAAACCUCAGUUCAGAUAGGAUAUUCUCAGUCGUCUCUUCCUCUAAUACUUCUUCUUCACCUUCCUGGACUUUUUCUCCAUCAACUAUAACAGCUUCAAAUAAUUCAUCUUCAGUAGUUGAAUAUUUAUCACCACGAAAAGAAGGAAGAGAUUGCUUCAAUAACUCUAGUUUUUACACUGCCGAGAGCUCCAAAAUUUCAGAUCACCAAUCUAUUUAUAGAUACUAUUCAAAUUCUUCAAUGUACCGGAGUUCAACUGUAUUUGGGUUUCCAAAUUACAGAAGGGUUGUUCCAAGUCCUUUUGGAUGCCUAAAACUUGGAGAUGAGUGUGAAAACCAUGGCACGAUCAAGAAAGAGCUGGUGAAUUUUUGCGACAACUCAUCCACAUUCAAGAAAAAUAUGACAGUGAGUAAACAGGAAGAACAAAGAGAUCAAGAAUCUAUCAGGCACACGGAGGUUCAAUUCAUAGAUUUUCUUGGCGUGGGUAUAUCUUCUUGAUCACCCAAAAAGACUUUUUCUUUUUACUUUUCAUUUAUAUAUUUCUCAUAUAUUAAUGGUAGUUUUAGCUUCACUCUUUCAUCUUGUGAAAAAUGUUGAUGGCAUCCAAAUGAAGUAGCGGUAGUUCAGCUGUCAUAUUAAUUCCUCUACAUUUCUUUAUCUUUUUUUUCUCUUUAAAUAUUAUCUCAUAUAUUCCCUGAAUCAAACAUAUGAUUUCGAAAGUCAUGUGAGUUUCAAGAGACAUCCUUAUAUAUUCUCAGCAUUGGUCAGAAAUCUGAGCAUAAAAUAUAUUUUCCUUCGUGGUUCAUUUAAA